AUGGCGGAAGCGGCGGAAGGAGCGGUUGGCGUUGCCCAGCUGACUGUGACAGCGGGGCCUGGCCAACAACUAUCGAACCGGCUACCAUCGCAGCUUGAGCAGACGCAGCGGCAGGUGGACGAGGUAGUCCAGGUGAUGCGCAAGAACUUGGAAAGCAUCGCAGCUCGCGAGGAUCACCUCAACGAGCUGGAAAUGAGGGCCGCCACGCUAGAGACGCAAGCCCAAGAAUUUCACGUGCACACCGCUCAAAUUCAAAGGAAAAUGUGGUUUAAAGACCUCAAAUGGACGAUUAUUGCCGUUGCAACCGUCACUACCAUUAUCGUCAUUGUCGUCGUUACCCUUGCUGUCAAGCUGUCCGGAAAUUGA
Messenger RNA from Daphnia pulicaria, 366 nucleotides. Its product is annotated as vesicle-associated membrane protein 3-like. Gene Ontology annotation, cellular component: plasma membrane; SNARE complex. Bases 1 to 366 code for a protein of 121 amino acids. Gene Ontology annotation, molecular function: SNAP receptor activity; syntaxin binding. The record is from RefSeq and is a predicted model, not a curated record. Gene Ontology annotation, biological process: vesicle fusion; vesicle-mediated transport. The transcript has a single exon. NCBI's taxonomy places the organism in Eukaryota, Metazoa, Arthropoda, Branchiopoda, Diplostraca, Daphniidae.